AUGAAAAGAGAUCCAACUGAUCCUUUGAGUUAUUCGAAGUGUUUCUCUCUAAAUUCAACACGUGAUAUAAAACAAUUCAAUCAGCAAGACUUUCUCUAUAUUUACGACCCAUUCCAACUCGGGCUCGAACAUUUUACCGAAGAACAAAUUCAGGAAUUUCGACAAGCAUUUCUUCUCUACGAUAAAGAUUCUGACGGCGCGAUUAGUCCUAAAGUGCUCGGAAGUGCGAUGAGAACACUCGGGCAAAAUCCUACUGAAGACGAACUGAAGGCUUUAAUCAACGAAUUCGAUUGUGAAGGGAAAGGUUUAAUUGAUUUCAAUGAAUUUCUUCAUAUGAUGGCUAAACGAGCUGAUGAACACAAUGAAGAAGACGAAUUACGAGAAGCAUUUCGUGUAUUUGAUAAAAAUGGAAAUGGUUUUAUCAAAGUAGCAGAAUUAAGACAUGUGAUGAUUAAUUUGGGUGAACAAUUUUCCGAUCAUGAAGUUGAUGAAAUGUUACAAGAAAUUGAUGUUUCUGGAAAUGGAAUUAUUCGAUAUGAAGAACUUGUAAAAGUUGUUAUUGGAAAAUAA
Molecule: messenger RNA, 570 nt
Organism: Adineta ricciae
Lineage: Eukaryota; Metazoa; Rotifera; Eurotatoria; Adinetida; Adinetidae
Source: the annotation of a GenBank genome assembly